Molecule: messenger RNA, 1129 nt
Organism: Photinus pyralis (common eastern firefly)
Lineage: Eukaryota; Metazoa; Arthropoda; Insecta; Coleoptera; Lampyridae
Gene: rogdi
Product: protein rogdi
Exons: 7
Coding region: 159-974 (271 amino acids)
Cellular component (GO): RAVE complex
Source: RefSeq, a predicted model, not a curated record
CUAAAUUCGGUUCAAAUACAUGCUAUGUUGACAUGUAUUUGUUAUACAUUAUUUAAUUAUUUUUAAUUAAAUGUUUAAAUUACAAUGUAGAUAAGCGAUUGUGUCAUACAUUCCACACUAAUUUACGUGCCGUGGUUUUCAAUUGGUCCGCUACCUGAAUGUAUCUAACAAUGAAUACCGACUGCGAAAAGGAGGAGGCCCUAAAUUUGCAAAAGGAGUUCGAAUGGGUCCUCCACAAGGAAGUUCACACGGCUCUAAAACAGAUCCAUCAAAUCCUGGUGGAGUGCGCGAGACGAUUUCCGGUGCAGCUAUACGGUAAUGAUAACUCGAUUAAGCAAGACAAAUUUGUACUUUCCGUUCCGCCGGAUCAGCUGAAGUGUUUUAUUACGUUGACCGGCGACAGUAUUUCUUACGCUGAUAUUACGUUUAAGUUGCAAAGACAGCCCACGACGAUGGUGCGUACCAGUAUUGUAAGCGACAACCCGUGGAAAUUGCAGCAGAUUCAGGAUGCAGCCAACCACCUGCAGCAGGCAAUUUAUCACAUAGACGACGUAGGGAAAAACUACAAGUUUAAGUCGUCGGACGAAGUGUUGCAUAUUUUAGGAAAUAUUUUAGGCAGUCUACAAAGAGGCCGUACCAGUCUAAUUGUCCCGCGAAAGCGGACGAUGGACGAUUUAAUUAAAAGCAGGAACAUGAAGUCCCUAUCGCCUAAUUUACCCGAGGACAUAGUCAUAAGCUUCUAUUUACAAAGUCACAAGUUAAUUGUGGCGCUGUACCAAAUUAGUAAUAACCACGGCAUGAUGAAAAUUGACUCUAGUUUGGCCGAGUGCUCGGUCCCAUGGUUAAAUGAGGUGCUCGUACUGUUCACUGUCGGUUUGCAGUUGUGCCAGCAAUUAAAAGAUAAAAUUUGUGUCUUUUCACAAUACAAAGAUUUUACAGUGAGGUCUCGUCCGUCAAGCCCGGCAUCGUCAUAAGUUUGACUACGUAGGAAGAAGAUAGACAGUAUAGAUAAAGGCGAUCUAAUUAAUGCAUGCCUUAACCAAAUUUACAUUAUACUAUAUUAUUCUUAAUUGUAUUAAUUGUAUGUAGAAAUUAUUAAUGCGUGAAAUAAGAAUCAAUUUUUGACGGA